AUGAUAUCGAAGCUAAUAGGAGGAAAACAAAAAUUUUCUCUUGAACACUUCCAGUAAGUAUUACCCAGGAAACUCCACAGAGAACUACAGUCAAUAAAAGACCACUCACACAAAAGCAAAUGCAAAAUUAUCGAAAAUUUAAAACAAAUGGCCGAGAUCCUCGUCUGAAGCGAACAAAAUAACCAAAAUUUCUUCGAGUACCUUUAAUACAGCUAUUUCAUGUCCAAUGACAUCCAAAGCCUAUUCACUUUUAUCCUAAAAAACUACACAGUGAAGGAAAUUGCAAUACAGCUAAUCCAAACUGCUAAUAUACUGGCUCACAAUCUGUCUGAAAACGAAAGUAAAGAAUAUUUAUUGAGCACCCAAUUUUAUGGAGAAAUCAUAUCAUGGCCAUUUGAUUUCGGAGACGAUGAACUUGUAGAAAAUUAUAUUUCGCUUUUAAAAGGCUUAGCAGUGAAUCUGAAUUUGGCUCUGCUAAGGGACUUUGUUAUCAAUAAAGAAUUCAGGCUUUAUUCACAUGCAUUUAUGUUUUUAAAUUACGAAGAGCCAAUGAUAAGAACUGGAGCAAGGACAGUUAUUCUAAAUAUUUUUAAAGGUAAGGACUAAUUAGUCCCUGAUGAACGAAUUAAAAGGUUUGUUUUGGAUUCUGGGUUUUUUGCCUCCCUGGUUUCAUCAAUAAGGGAACAGUGAAUACAAAUGGAUAAGGAAAUAUCCGAGAUAACUAAUAUAAGCAGGAUGGAUUCGAUCAUGAUUGAUAACUUAGACAAUUUGUAUUAUGUCAACGAUAUUUUUGAGCUAGGGAUUGAAGAAUUCAGCGAAGAGCUUGCAGAUCUCAUGCUGAGGGUUGUGCUGUUGCCAAUUGUAGUUGGAGGGCUGGCUUCUUUUGAAAGGCAGCCUUAUCACCUGUCAAUAUCUUUGUCUACUUACUUGUUGAUCCAAACUCUGCAAAUGAUAAAAUACCCUCAGUUAUUAAAUACUCUAAUUUCAACAAUUUUUUUGAAAGAAGUGCGUGACGAGCUGCUGAGUUUAGUUUUAUACCCACAUCCUCUUAUCAUAAUUAAACGAGAAAAAAGAGAUUUUGACACUUUAAAGCUAGGAGAGUUGACAAUUGAUUGUUUGAAAAAUAUUACAGAAUUAUUAUAGUUAAAUUCUAAAAAUAAGCAAAACCAUUCGAAAAAUUCUAAUUUGCUGAAAAAACUCUCACCAUCCAUGGCCUCGCAUAAAAAUAUAAGCAAUAGUAUUAUUAUAAAAUCUCUAGCUAAUUCUAAUAAAUAUUAGACAGCAUGCACUCUAAAGCUUAUUUAAUAAAUAAAUUAAUUUUUAAUUUCAUUUUUGCAGAUAGAUUUUUUAAUUUGUUAUAAAAUUUAAAAUUUAAAAAAAAUGAUCCCCUCUCAUAAAUAAUUAAAAUGUUUUCCCAUCCACAGAGUGGGAGUAAGAUCACGGGCUUUACGUUACAGAACUUAGGCUUUGCUCCCUUAUUAUAACCUGGGUAAAUUUUUUAGGUGUCUAAUCAAAAUUUGCCAAACAGAAUUUCUAUUCUCCCGAAUAAGCCAUAUUUUAAUAUUACAGAGCCUGUAAAUUUUAAGCAUAACACGAUAAGGCAAAUAAUAAUAUCCUACCUACAGUCCAGAGAUGAUACAUUGAUUACACUUAUUUUGUUGCUACUUGAUUCAGUCAUGUGGAAUGAUCUUAUUAAUAAAACCAUUUUAAAGGCAUCAGGGCUCCUUUCUCAACAAUUAAUUAAUCUGCAAAAUGAAACUACUGAUGAAAAUAACUACACUGUAGACUCAGAAUUAAGCUAUGACCAUGAAAUAGUCCACUAUCUUCUGAACUUAAUGGCAAUUAAGCCACCUUUAAGACUAUUGGCUUGUCAAUUACUGUCCAAAAUUGUUAUUAACUUAGCAUAUAGACAAAAUAUAGAAAAAUGCUUAUUAAUUCGUGACGAAAUUGCUUUGAACCAAGCACUAAGGAAGCCUGUGAAAUAUCUAAAAAGGCUUUUAACCAACAAUUCAUACAACGGACUAUUAUUUUUAGAAUCCUUUGAAGAAGAGUGGCAAUUGGCCAAUCGAUUCACUUUCAACGAGCAUUUUACAACAAGUUCCUCAAUUUUAAUACGCUCAAACAAAGAAUUAGCUACUAGUGUCCCUUUGCAUUUAAGACAUCCUGAAGGAGAUAUAGAAACCACCAAAAUCAACAUGUAUCUGUUCUUCUUGUACAGAAAAAUCCGAUAUUUAUUGUGCAAAAGCGAUUUUCCCUCAGAUAUUGAUAUUAAUAUUUACCCUUUGAAUAAUUUAAGAAAGCUGAAUGAAUGGAAAAUUGGAGAACACUGUGGAUUUGGUAAAAAUUAUAUAGGGAAUCGCACAUGCUUAAGGUGCUGGCUUAAAGAAGGGAAAAGUGAAAUUCUAAGGUACAUUAUAGAAGAUGAAAAUUUUUUCAUUAUUGUCGACCCUGACAUUUCUGUGAUGAACCAUGGAAAAAUAAUUUAUAUCGCCAACCUGAGAAACGUUGAAGCCACUGUAUAUAAUUCAGAUCCAAAAACCCUGGUUUUAGCAAUAAAGCAGAAAAAAGAUUCUUUGCAGAUCUCUCUUUCUUUCGAAGACUCACAAAGAUGCGCCUGGGCAAAAAACAUGAUUGAGUCCCAUCGAAAAGUGUCAAAAAACCUCGAUUUGAGCCUCAUCCAAACAAUGCUGGACUCUUUUGAAAGUAAUUUAAAGAUAAUUGAAAAUUAA
This is a messenger RNA of Blepharisma stoltei, 2729 nucleotides long. Lineage: Eukaryota; Ciliophora; Heterotrichea; Heterotrichida; Blepharismidae. The record is from the annotation of a GenBank genome assembly.